This is a messenger RNA of Ceratosolen solmsi marchali, 3059 nucleotides long. It is a transcript of the gene Uvrag, whose product is annotated as UV-resistance associated gene. The record is from RefSeq and is a predicted model, not a curated record. Gene Ontology annotation, molecular function: SNARE binding. Lineage: Eukaryota; Metazoa; Arthropoda; Insecta; Hymenoptera; Agaonidae. Bases 251 to 2923 code for a protein of 890 amino acids. The transcript is spliced from 10 exons. Gene Ontology annotation, cellular component: endosome; lytic vacuole. Gene Ontology annotation, biological process: SNARE complex assembly.
UUGGCGAGUAACAGCAACAUUAGAAAGACAGUAGAAACUGUCAACUUGUCCAUUAAUUUCGUUAAAUAUAGUUGUCAAUUUAUCCUUUAUGCAGAAAUUUAAGCUCCCGAUGGUUGGAUUUAUCGAGUUCGUGCAUUUAUUUCAGGCGAUAUAAUAAUGAUGUGGCCACGUUGAUACUAGUGUAAUCAAAUUGGGUUGCCAGUCUACAGCGAUAAUAUUAGUUUUGUAAUAAUAAUGUGUAAAAACAACUAUGGAGCAGCCGAAGAUGCGAUGCUGCGUUAAGGAGUUGGAUCUUACGUUGCAGCCUCGCAUUGCACCGAGAUACAAAAGUUGGCUACCUCUUGCUACACAACAGCUUCGUCUGAGGAAUUUGAUUCAGAUUGUUGGAUAUCAGUUAAAAAUAAAUAAUAAGCGAGAGAAAUGCUGGUUUUAUUAUACGAUGCACAGGACGAGUAUGUCCUCUCCUUUAUAUACGAGCGAACCUAUAGACAAUAGUAGUCCGAGAUGGGCGAGUCUGGAAGUGCCUACUCUGCAAGGUACAGGUCAUUCGAAUGCAAGCGAAAUCAUUAUAAGGCUAUGGAAAAGAACCGUUAAAGAAGAUCUAUCAUCGGAUAUUACCGAAUUUACUUGGGGCAUAUCAUUUACAGGACUGACUUACAUAGGAUCAAAGUUAUCGAACAAUUUGGAAACAUUUCUCCAUGAGAAUUCGUUGGUCUUUCAUUUUCACGGUGGUUUCUUUGCACCACCCUUUUGCCUCGUUACCAAUCCUGAUUCUAAAAGAUUCCUCGUCAUGGGUGUUAAUUCGUUUGAAGUUAAAGACAGUUACACGGUUAAUAAACUCAGUAGUUUAAGAAGUAAAAUGCAAGCACUGAAGCAACAAAUUGAUUCCGUACAAAAUUUAAGGGAGCGAAUAGCAUCCGGAGAAAGUUUAAUAGUUCCAAAGUAUCCACAGUCGUCGUUGAAUAGAUUGUUUCAACCGAAAAAAGUGAGCAGAGAAAAGAAAGCCGAAAUUGUCAGGAUACGCAAGGAUUUAGAAGUAGCUAAGUUUAGAACUAAACUGUUAGAACAAGAGAGAGUAAGGAAGAUGGGAGAAAUUCGGAUGCUAAAUCAGUGCCAUUCUGACUUAAUGGAAGAAAAUCAAGAUCAUGGAUCUAAUCUCAUGAAUCGAUAUCGAGAACUUAAUAAAGACAUAGAAAGAUUGUAUGAAUGGCGACAGAAUCACAUCGAUUCUAGAGAAACAUAUAUUCAAACAACCGCACGCCUUGCUCACCGCCGGAGGCAGCUUAUCACCGAGCUGAGCUUCAUUUAUCCUAUUAAUCAACAACAAGACGAUAGGUUUACGAUCAACGAUGUGCAUUUACCGGACAGUGAAAAAUUAGACGGUUCGAACGAUACGCAAGUGGCGGUUGCUCUUGGAUUUGUUGCUCACACGACGCAAAUGAUUGCCAAUAUUUUGAACGUACCCACUAGAUAUCCCAUUAUACAUUAUGGUUCUCGUAGUAAGAUCAUCGAUCACGUUACUGGAAAUCUGCCAGAUCCUGAUCGGCAGUUUCCCUUAUUCGCUCGAAGUAAAGAUAAAUUACAAUUCCAUUAUGCGGUGUACUUGUUAAAUAAGAAUAUAGCGCAGCUGCGAUGGUAUUGUGGUCUUCCGACAGCUGAUUUGCGCGCUACAUUACCAAAUCUUUCGGGACUAAUUAAUGUAAAGCAGAGUCAUACCUUGGACAGCUCGAAGCGAACAUUUUCUGGCUCCUCGUUGGAUGUAGACAUUGGCAAUAAUAAAAGCAAUAUUUCUCUCACACCGCCAAUACACAAAGUUCUAUUUGAAAAAUUUCACAGAACUACUCGGUCGAUAAGUCACUUUAAAGGUACCAAGUCAUUGCUUGGCUCCUCCCUCGAUCAAGGAUUAAAUCAACCUGCGAUGAAUACUCGGCUUUUGAACAACCAGUCCAAACGAAUCUGUAAAUCCGAAGAAAGCGCGAUUGAUAAUACAGUCUUGACUCUGCCAAGGAACGUGUGUAAUAUAAGCAGCGACGAGACUUUGAACGAGGCUAUUUUUCAAAAGAGCCAGGAUUCCACGAGCAGAGUUCCAAAUAGCUGCAAUAAUUUUGAAACUAAUAAUAUAACACUGAUCGAGAGUGACAUUGAAAUAAUGGUGCCAAUGUCAGUAUCAAAACCAAGAGUUAGCCCGGAUAAUAACGAUAAUCUUGCGAAUACCAGACAACGGAGCUCAAAUUCAAUAAGUAGUUGCGAAAUGGCUUUAAGCGGUAGCAUAGUAGACGGAGAAGACAGUUCUAACGGCAACUCUUCCAUUAAGAAUGACGAAUGCUGCGACGGAGUUUUUACUAGUCAAGAGAACGUUAAACGCAAUACUGAUAGUAAAGGCUGUUGCGCCAAUGAAAAUCUUAGCAUUGAAAAUGAAAUCCUCGUUGGAUCUCAAGGAUCUCAAAGAUCUCAAAGAUCUCGGAAUGAAGAAUUUGAUGAUACUCUCGAGCGGAAUUCAGGGGUCAAUAAAGCAGAUGAUAUUAGUCAUUCCUUGGAACAAAUGAACGAUUGUGAUAGCACGAGUGCGAGUUUAAAACCAAAUUCGCAAGAAAAUUUGAUGUCAAGAGAAGAUACGAUGAAAUGUGAUAGGGAAGGAAGGCAAUAUCAAAGGCGAACUCAAGAAACUCUUGAUGAGCAAAGUACAGGUAGAUUUGAAGAAAUUGCCAAAGAAUUUGUAGAUGAACAAGUCUGUGAUUCAUUGUUGCAAGAUGAAUUAACAUUAAGCAUACGCGAAGUACAAAAUAAGUUAAAUCCCAAUGACGUCACAUCGCCGACAGAGUAUAUGGAUUCUAUAAGACGAAGUUCGGAAAGCGUUUACGCACGAACCGAAGCCUUAGCGAAUAAGACUACCAGUUUCAAAGUGAUGAGGCCACGCUUAUAAAAAUGUAUACAAUUAAAAUAUUAAUAAUUACUUUGAAGUUAUCAAGAAGGUUAUUUUUUUAAUUAAAAAUUAGCCUGUCAUUACGUCUAUGUACAUUAAUCGCCAAUAAAGCUUUGCGUUUAUUUAUUAAAAUCAA